AUGACCUCCCUAGGCUCAGCGUCGUCAUCAACGACGUUGUGGGCGACAGCGACCAAGGAGUGGGUGAUACAACCCAAGCCAAAGCCUGGCCGUAAGCCAAAGAAAGAACCCGCACCAUCUUCCAAUGACCCCUCUGAGACCGAUCCCAAGGGACGGCGCGUCCAGAAUAGAGCUGCACAACGUGCGUUUCGUGAGCGAAAACAAUCACAGCUUGCCGAGCUCCAGGCUCGAAUUCAGUCAUACGAGCAAGGCGAAAUCGAGAGAAAUGUUGCUCUCCAAAACGUAGCCAAACGCCUGAAGGAAGAGAAUGAGGCGUUGCGGAAGGAGAACAUGGCUCUGCAGGAGAAACUUUCGCAAAUUCAAAAACAACACGAAGAGCUAUCACAGCAAACUGCUCCGCCUACAACGGACAAAAAGAGGUGGCGAGACGACUCUCCAUCCAGCUCUUCGUCGGCGCAACCUCCCGCAAAGAAGAAAUCUCGUACAGAGUCAGAUACGGGCCAUACCACAUGGUGCCAACUGCCGUCUUCUGUUGCUCAACUUCCCUCUCCCUCGUCCAUGGUAUCAACGCCGGAGGCGACCGACUCCAGCGAAUCCACUUUCUCCCCAGUCAACUACGAUACGCCAGCAGACUUAGACCCCGGAUCCUUUGGGCAGAUAGAUUGCCUCCCCUCUGACAUGAAGCUCCACGAGUCCCUUCCCUCCUUCUCGUCCACCUUUUCUUGUGGCUUCUGCGACGGCGGACGAAAUCCCUGCAUGUGCCGUGAAAUGAUGGCUGAAACUGUUCUGGAGCAUACCGCGGCGUCGGCCGAGUUCAAACCUCACACCUUUGGCGAGGUGCCCAUUGACCAGCCUAUAAAUGAGCCAACUCCCCUGUCACCUACCGAUAUCAAUCGUCCGUCAAUCCUCGACAAUUUGCCAGCAUACCAGCCCCCAGUUCCUUUAAAACGCAAAUCCCGGGCUGUUUCCAGCAACUCUAUAUUCCCUGUUCGAGCAGCGCCAGCGAGGGCGGAAGCUACCUGCUCGGGUGACCCAUCCAAUUGCUUAGCGUGUGCGGACGAUGCCUUCGGAAAGGCUUUCUGUGCAGCCAUCGGAAGUUCAGCACUGAACAGUGCCAAUUGCAACGACUGUCCAUCUAGAGUAGAUGGCGGUUCCGCAGGUGGAUGCUGCGGAGGCGGGGAUGGAACGGGCUGCGCCAAUUGUCUAUCGGGUUCAACCACCCUGAAUUCCUCGGAUUUCUUGCCAGAGGUAAUGCCCACCAACACCGCUUGGCAGAGGCUGAAAGAGCAUCCGAACGUCGCUUUUGCGGACCUCUCUCUCCUCGCAGAAGUCGUCGCUAGUCGCUCUAAGUGCGCCGGACCGCGCAUCGUCCUGUCACCUGCUCCCCAGCUACCUCAAGAUCCUGACACCUCGACCAUCAAUUACGCGGACAGACAGCUGGAGGACAAUAGACGCUCACCUCCUCUCAGACUGGUGCCUCAGGAGGUUCUGUUGGAAUGUGGACGGCGGACCAUGCGGCAUGUGCACGCCGACGGCGUGCGAGAAGCCCUCAGGUUGCUCGACGCCAAGUUUUCCUGA
Molecule: messenger RNA, 1578 nt
Organism: Cyclocybe aegerita
Lineage: Eukaryota; Fungi; Basidiomycota; Agaricomycetes; Agaricales; Hemipholiotaceae
Source: the annotation of a GenBank genome assembly